Dentiscutata heterogama is the source of this 675-nucleotide messenger RNA. Lineage: Eukaryota; Fungi; Glomeromycota; Glomeromycetes; Diversisporales; Gigasporaceae. The record is from the annotation of a GenBank genome assembly.
AUGCCUCGAAAAAAUCAUAAUAAAAAUACGAAAAAAAAACUUAAUGUGAAGCUUCGUUUAGACGAUAAAAACGUUAAUGAAAUAAUAAAGAUAGUUAAAAAAUUAAUUAAAGAACAUAAAUCUUUCAUAUCACGCCAGUUGUAUAGAAAAGAGGUCACGACAAAAAAUCAUGAAUUAGAAAACUCUAAGCUUAAAGAAUUAGAAAAUCAAAUUGAUUCACUUAAUUCCAAAGCCAUACGAUUAGAAAAUGAUAAAAUUUUAUAUGAAACAGAAAACAAUAAACUCAAAGAAAAAUUAAAAUGCAUUACCAACUUAUAUGAAGAAAAUAAAUCAGAUCUAGAAAGAUAUUAUAACGUUAUUCAAAGAACUUAUUCGAUAUUACAGGAAGCGUUUAGUUCUAAUGAAAUAGAUAUUAGUCAAUUAGCAGGUUUAUGUAAUGAAAUUAAAGAUGUUUGUGAAGGAAGUGAAGUUGGUUCUAAUAUUUCAAGUGCAGGACACUCCACAGAUAAUAUAGUAUACAGUUCGUUUGAUGAUGCUUUAAGUGUCUUUGAGCCAAAAAUAGUUGAAGUUAUUGAAGAAAAUGAUAGUGAUCAAAAUUUUCCAUCUUUAAAUCGUUUUCUCCAUUUUUAUGAGCAUUGCAGUGAUCCAAACGAUCAAAAAUUUUAUUCUUUUUAG